Orycteropus afer afer is the source of this 990-nucleotide messenger RNA. RefSeq lists its product as uncharacterized. The coding region runs from base 1 to 990 and encodes 329 amino acids. Gene Ontology annotation, cellular component: nucleosome. Lineage: Eukaryota; Metazoa; Chordata; Mammalia; Tubulidentata; Orycteropodidae. The record is from RefSeq and is a predicted model, not a curated record. The transcript has 4 exons. Gene Ontology annotation, biological process: nucleosome assembly. Gene Ontology annotation, molecular function: DNA binding; structural constituent of chromatin; protein heterodimerization activity.
AUGUCUGGACGUGGUAAAGGUGGAAAGGGUCUUGGAAAAGGUGGUGCCAAGCGCCAUCGGAAAGUGUUACGGGAUAACAUCCAAGGCAUUACGAAGCCUGCUAUUCGGCGUUUGGCUCGGCGUGGUGGUGUGAAGCGAAUUUCAGGCCUUAUUUAUGAGGAAACCCGAGGCGUUCUUAAGGUCUUUUUGGAGAACGUGAUUCGCGAUGCCGUUACCUACACAGAGCACGCUAAGCGCAAAACAGUCACUGCUAUGGAUGUUGUUUAUGCACUUAAGCGUCAGGGGCAACAAACACAAACGCUCCUCCUCCUAAGGGCGGGGCGUGUUGUCAUGGCUCGUACCAAGCAGACAGCGCGUAAGUCCACUGGCGGCAAGGCCCCGAGGAAGCAGUUAGCCACUAAGGCCGCCCGUAAGAGCGCGCCGGCCACCGGCGGCGUGAAGAAGCCGCAUCGCUACAGGCCUGGUACCGUGGCGUUACGCGAGAUCCGGCGCUACCAGAAGUCCACGGAGCUGCUGAUCCGCAAGCUGCCGUUUCAGCGACUGGUGCGCGAGAUCGCGCAGGACUUCAAGACAGACUUACGCUUCCAGAGUUCAGCUGUGAUGGCGCUGCAGGAGGCCUGCGAAGCCUACCUGGUGGGUCUCUUCGAGGACACCAAUCUGUGCGCUAUUCAUUUCGCUAUGUCUGGCCGUGGCAAAGGCGGGAAAGGUUUAGGUAAAGGAGGUGCUAAGCGCCACCGUAAAGUUCUGCGAGACAAUAUCCAAGGUAUUACAAAACCCGCCAUCCGGCGUUUGGCUCGUAGAGGCGGUGUCAAACGCAUUUCUGGUCUCAUUUAUGAAGAGACGCGUGGGGUUCUGAAAGUCUUCCUAGAGAACGUCAUUCGCGACGCUGUCACCUACACCGAGCACGCCAAGCGCAAGACAGUCACAGCCAUGGACGUCGUCUACGCGCUCAAGCGCCAGGGGCGAACUCUAUAUGGCUUUGGAGGUUAA